Enterobius vermicularis (human pinworm) is the source of this 339-nucleotide messenger RNA. NCBI's taxonomy places the organism in Eukaryota, Metazoa, Nematoda, Chromadorea, Rhabditida, Oxyuridae. The record is from the annotation of a GenBank genome assembly.
AUGGCGCGACGUAAUGAUCCACUGGAUUGUAAAGUUUAUGUUGGUGGCUUGCCGCAAGAUGCAACUUCACAGGAGCUGGAAGAUGCUUUUAAUCGAUUCGGAAGAAUCCGUAAAGUUUGGGUAGCUCGACGCCCACCUGGUUUUGCAUUUGUGGAGUUUGAAGAUAGUCGUGAUGCUGAAGAUGCUGUUAAAGCGUUAGAUGGGACGCGCAUCUGCGGUGUUCGUGCACGAGUUGAACUGUCGCACGGUAGACGUCGUAAUGGUGGCUACGGUGGUGGGUACGAUUCCAGACGUCGUUCGAGGUAUUGCUGGAGUUUUGCGUUUUUAUGUCAUAAUUAA